This is a messenger RNA of Megalops cyprinoides (Indo-Pacific tarpon), 2568 nucleotides long. RefSeq names its product glutamate decarboxylase 3 (gene gad3). The transcript has 15 exons. Gene Ontology annotation, cellular component: cytoplasm. The record is from RefSeq and is a predicted model, not a curated record. Gene Ontology annotation, molecular function: pyridoxal phosphate binding; carboxy-lyase activity. NCBI's taxonomy places the organism in Eukaryota, Metazoa, Chordata, Actinopteri, Elopiformes, Megalopidae. The coding region runs from base 93 to 1736 and encodes 547 amino acids. Gene Ontology annotation, biological process: carboxylic acid metabolic process.
UCUGAUAUCAGCAGCUGGAGGAAGAGAGGCAUACAAAGCGAACCGCGCAACGGCAAAUCGCACCUGGUUUUACCGUUGAUCACAUUCUCAGCAUGGACAUGAUGCAGUCUCUCACAGAUAACUCAGAGGAGAUCCUGGCCCAAGAGCACAGCAAAGCGGGGAUUGUCUGGACAGGGAAGCCAGCUGAAAGAAACUCCUCUUCCCAGAGUGCCCCUGGCAGCUGCAAGCCUCAGGACUUCAGCAGUGUCUACAGUAAAGAAUUACUUCCUCACUGCAACGGCGAGACGAGCAGACGUUUCCUCCAGGAGCUGGUGAAUAUCCUCCUCUCCUACAUCGAUAAGACCUUCGACAGGAGCAGCAAGGUGCUGGACUUUCACCACCCUCACCAGCUUAAGGAGGGCCUGGAAGGAUUCAGCCUGGAGCUGCCCGAACAGCCUGAGAACCUGGAGCAGCUCCUGGUUGACUGCAGGGACACCUUAAAAUACGGAGUCAAAACGGGGCAUCCGAGGUUUUUUAACCAGCUCUCGUCUGGCCUGGACAUCGUUGGGCUGGCAGGAGAAUGGCUGACGUCCACCGCCAACACAAACAUGUUUACGUUUGAAAUAUCCCCGGUUUUUAUCCUGAUGGAGGAAAUUGUUUUGAAGAAAAUGCAUGAAAAAGUGGGCUGGGAGGAAGACAAAGGCGAUGGCAUUUUCUGUCCAGGUGGUUCUAUGUGCAACCUGUACAGUGUGUUGCUCGCCCGGUACCAUCACUUCCCUGAGGUGAAGAAGAAGGGGAUGGCUGCCCUCCCCAAGCUGGUCUUAUUCACUUCCGAACAGAGUCACUACUCCAUAAAGAAAGCCGCCAUGGUUCUUGGCAUCGGAACAGAAAAUGUUUUCGUGGUGAAAUGUGAUGAAAGGGGGAAGAUGAUCCCAAGAGAGCUGGAGCUCUGCAUUAACAGAGCCAAAUCUGAGGGCUACACUCCGUUUUACGUUAACGCCACAGCUGGCACCACCGUUUUCGGGGCGUUCGACCCCCUGCCCGACAUCGCCGACAUCUGCCAGCGACACGGCCUGUGGAUGCAUGUGGACGCGGCGUGGGGGGGUGGCCUUCUCCUGUCAAAGAGACACUGCACCAAACUGCGCGGGAUAGAACGGGCAUCGUCCGUCACCUGGAACCCUCACAAGAUGAUGGGAGUGCCUCUGCAGUGCGCCGCCCUGCUGGUGAGGGAGAAGGGAUUGCUGCAGGAGUGUAACCAGCUGAGAGCGGAUUACCUCUUCCAGCCGGAUAAGCACUACGACGUCUCCUACGACACCGGAGACAAGAGCAUCCAGUGCGGCCGGCACGUGGACGUCUUCAAGCUGUGGCUCAUGUGGAAGGCCAAGGGCUCCGAGGGCUUCGGGUCGCAGGUCAACAGGUGUCUGGAAAACGCUGAAUACCUGUUCACCUGCCUGAGGAAGAGGGCGGACUUUGAGCUGGUCUUUAAAAGCAAGCCGGAACACAGCAACGUCUGUUUCUGGUACAUUCCCCCCAGUCUGAGAGGAGCCCCUCGAGGCCCGGACAGGGACCGCAGGCUGCAUGAGGUUGCUCCAAAGAUCAAAGCCAAGAUGAUGGAGGAGGGGAUGGUGAUGAUCGGCUAUCAGCCACUUGGAGAGAAGGUCAACUUCUUCAGGUGCGUCUUCUCCAACCCAGCCACCAAGGAGGAGGAUGUAGAUUUCCUAUUGGACGAGAUUGUGAGGCUGGGGUGUGACCUAUGACCUGUCGGAUUGGUGGCAGCCAAUGAGAACAGUGUUAAUCUGCGCGCUGGUCAGUGGAAUUACAACCAGGAAAACAACCGUCAUGCAGAAUGUGGGUAAAUGAAGGGGAAAGGAAUUCUUACAUCCUGAAUGCAUCUUUUAAACUGUUUGUAUGUUUGCACCUUCAAACCAUUUAAGGCAUGUCACAGUAACAGCUCGUUGCUGGUAUUUUUCAGCAUCCAAAAAGUUGCUCUCUUCUUAGACCAUAACCAAAGUUAUUCUCUUCUUUGACCCGUCUGUCUUAAAUUAUGGGCAAACUGCAAUGCUAGAGGAUUGAAGAGAGCCCUAAUUUUCUGUGCUAAUAGCCUCUAUCUAGUCUAAGCAUAGUUUGGCCAUAUCUGAUAUUUGAAAUUAUGUUAUGUGGAGUUAACAUAAAAAUAUAACUCAUUUAAUUCCCCUAAGACAAAGCGCAUUUCAGUCAUACAUUACAUUGCAAUAAAUUCAUUUAGCAGAUACUCUGAAGUCUAGAGAAGUCUGGAGCGACUUCAAACACAAUUGAACAGAAGUGUAUCAAUCCAAGUUAAAUGAGUAACAGUGUCAAACCAGGCUAACGACACUCCCAGACCAGUGAGUGUGAGCACAACACUAUUCAAGCCCUACUACAAGUUAACUUAAGUACAUAUACUACCAUAUAUCUCAGUGUCACUCGAUCACAAUAUCCACAAAACAUCAUGAUACUACAAGUAAAUAAGCAGCAAGUAUUACGAGUAGUGGGUGCCAGGGGGGUCUGCACUGAUGUGGAACUGAAAUGCAGUCUGAAGAGGUGGGUCUUGAGUCUGUGUCGGAAGAUGGC